Messenger RNA from Camelus dromedarius (Arabian camel), 342 nucleotides. Its product is annotated as large ribosomal subunit protein eL29-like. The transcript has a single exon. The record is from RefSeq and is a predicted model, not a curated record. The coding region runs from base 1 to 342 and encodes 113 amino acids. NCBI's taxonomy places the organism in Eukaryota, Metazoa, Chordata, Mammalia, Artiodactyla, Camelidae.
AUGCUCUUUACCAAGAAGCACACCAAGAAGGGCCUGAAGAAGAUGCAGGCCAACAACUCCAAAGCCAUGAGUGCACAUGCUGAGGCUGUCAAGGCUCUCGGGAAGUCAAGCCCGAGAUCCCAAAGGGCAACAGCCACAAGCUCAGUCAACUUGCCUGCAUUGCUCACCCCAAGCUCAGGAAACGUGCUCAUGACCGCAUCACCAAGGGUCUCAGGCUCUGUUGGCCAAAGGCCAAGGCUCAGACCAAGGCGGCAGCUGCAGCUGCAGCUCAGGCUCAGGCUCCCAAAGGUGCCCAGGCCCCCACAAAAGCUCCAGAGUAGAGCCUUUCAUCUACUGAUGUGA